AUGGAGCGAAGUCAUAAGACCCACAGGCCUUCUGACUUCCACAGCGGGCGUGUCCAGCCCCUCUCCACAGGCUCGCCACCGCAGAGCGUCCGUGUGAGCCAGGAGAGCACGGUGUCAUCCUCUUGGGCUCGUCGUGGCCACGACCGAAGCAGGGCCGACUGGUCCCGGAGAAGGAGUGACGACCAGGACAGCGAGGGCAUCGGGCACCGCCUGCUGAAUAUGAUGAAAAAAACUCUUAUGGUGUCUGAGAAUAAAGAACUGGAUGCAGCCCAUGAGAAAUCAACUUUGAUUCCCUUUGGGGAUGUGGUUCCCAGAAAUCAAGAUGAUACAUGGAAUAACAUUUCCUUGGAAUUAGUGCAAUACAAUGAUGCAGAAAAUUAUCUGCUCCUCUUAGGAAGCGUUACGGUCCACCUUUAUAAAGUAAUUCAGAAAAUGUGUUUUACUGAAGAAUUACAAAUAUUGAAUGAAAACACAUGUGUCUGCAGGUUGGAGGUGGAAUUCAUGUUUGCCUACGGAUCCUUUGGUUAUGGAUUUUCACACCAGUUAAAACCUCUUCAAAGAACUAUUGAGCCUACUAUGUUUCAGAGUGUCACAUCACAUCCAAAAAUAAAAGAUCUCCCAACAGAUGUCGUUACGCCCCAGCCGGUGACUGUAGGGAAUUCAGCUAACGGAUCUCAGCCCAGCCAGCCGCCUGCAGUGCCGCUUGUAAAACCCCGGGAAAGGUUGGAAAAAAUGAAAAAGGAAUAUAAAAAUUUGAGUACAUGGAAAGAAAGAGCUGAUUAUUUAGAAAACCUGCUUAACUCAGAAUUGGAACACAAAAAUUCCAAGGAAACUAAUAUAAACAAGAUACCAGAAAGAUCAAAUAAUAAUCAAGAUGAAAAGAAGCCUGAAGAGAGCACAACAUUAUUUCCCUAUAAUCAGCUGCCAGAAAAUGUGAAGAAAGACUGGGCUAUACCGACGUUGAAACUUGAGGACCAAGAUAGUUCAACGGCUGCUGCUCCCAGUGCUCUUGAGUCAACGGCUCCACCCACAGAGAUUCCACUGUCCAUUGUUCCUACCCUGAAAGUAACAGAAGAGGGGAAAACACCACCUUUAGAUGAACAGCAACCGAAAACCAUGCUAGAGGAUAAGAUGAAAAACACACUGUUGCCACCAGUAGUGAGACUGAGGAAUGUACAUACAGGCAUUUUAAAAACAGACUCAUCUUCACCAAAGGUAACAUUGAGAAAUCUCCCUGUAGAUCCAGUGGGAGCGAGGAGGAAUUUGUUCUCAUUCCCAACUAAAAUUAGGUGGCAAAGUAGCUAUCUAAACUUAGCUGAGAGAAAAAACACGAGCUUGCUUUCCCCAGAUUUGAAAUUAAAAGCAAGAAUGAAGACCAUUCUUAGCAAUCAGACUGUGGACAAUCCAGAAAAUGUUGACAUCACUUUGAAAGGAUGCACAGUUAUUAUGAAGUCUGUGUGUGUUCACUUGCCCCUCAACGUCGUUAUUCAGGAGAGUGGGCCUCUUGUCGAAAUCCGAAAUUUCUUGGGUGAAGAAUACAUUCGCCGAGUGGCUUUUUCAUCAAAAGAUCCGAAGUGGGUACAUUUCAAACAAGAAUUUAAACCAAAAUAUCAGAUGCCAGAUUUUCCAGACCAGGCUGGUCUUGGUCCUUUUUUAAGGACUGCAGACACCAAAAUGCCAGCCAAAAGUAGCAAAGGACAAGAGAAGUACAAAAGUAGAAACAUCUUAUUUGCAGAGGAUAUAGAGUACGAGGAGCAAGACCCUCCGUACGCAGCAGGUUCGAAGGCUGCAGGAUCUACCAGUCCAGUCAAGUCCGGCGAUCCUGAUACCAUCGCAAGAACAAUCUCGGACACAAAGAAUCGAUUUUCUUGGGAGCCUGCUAUCAACACAACAAGCACUUCGGGCUCUCAGAACAAAUUAGUCUACAAUGCUGAUGUCCCGAUGAAGGCUCCACAUCCUACGCUGAAAGAAAGACUGCCAAGUGUGUCCUUACCAAGCUUCACAGGACAAUCGCCAAAGACGAGACCAGAAAACAAAUGUCGUCUGUCCAAGUCUUUAAGUCCUCCCUCCCACAUGGAAAAUCUGAAGCAACGAGAGAUAGUCAAGUCACUUUUAAGUAAAGUUCUACAAAGCCUUUCGGAUACAUUAUUUAGUAAAUCAGAAAUCUGUGAGAACGCCGAAGUCAUAGAGAAAGGUGGUUCUCCAGGCCUAAGUAUUCACAAGAAAUCAUCACAGAAUUUGGAAGAUGAAGUAGUUCAAGUCAUGCAAGAUUUAAGUGCCUGGCUUUCAGAGAAUCAUAAUUUAAGCUCAAAGGCUCUUUUAUGUGAUGCAAUUGAAAACCUUUCUGCGGAUUUCCUGUCAGAAGUUAAGCCAGAAAAAGCUCUAGAGAUAAAAGAAUGUGGCUCUGAAAAAUAUUCGGAAGCUAGUGCGACCAAUUUUCCCAUGAAAAGAAAGAGUAGUUACAAAAAGAAACAUUUAAUUAGUGAAAUACCUCGCUCCAAAUCAGGUCUGCAUGGAGACGUGAAGGACUGCGCCAUAAGGGAGAUAUUCAUUGCGCCCAUCUUUGCUCAGCUGGAGGCAGAACUGAAAAAGCUGAGCAAGACCCAGAUGAAAAAGCUAGAGAGAAGUUUGUCUUCAAAGGGCCUGCUCCGCUCUGCGGAACAAGCUGAGAAGGACUUGCCCUCACCCAGCUCUGUGGUAAGCCAGAUAAUGCAGGCGUUUCCUAUGGAUGCUAUUUUAGAAUCUGGCUUGAACAAAAGAGCCUCUUCGGAAGAAGAGCCUCAGGAUUCCACAGCGGACUCUUCAGGUAGCAAAAGCGAGACCACGCUUCCUUCAGGGCAGAAGAGGCCCCCUGCUGCUCUACGUGGUGUUGAGCUCCCAGCAGGCAGCCAAAACACUUCCCUACCAGAUUCAAAACGUCGCCCAAAACCAGGCGUGACAAGUAAAGGUCAGAGGUUGGAGGAAGGAGAAAGUGAAAUAAAUCCUACUUUAGCAAGUUUGAGUAAGCCAUUAAUGGACCCGUUUAAUGAGUCAAAGGCAAUAAUUCUUGCAUCCCCUCCAAAAAGCAUCUCUCCUGAUUUUUUCAAACCCUAUCAGUCUGAAAGAAGAAGGCAACCAGGAAAAGAAUUAGAAACACUAACUCCGCGUUCAUAUCCAAGUGAUACAGAACAUCUUGAAAUCCAAGGGGGCUUUAAUAGAGCAGACACAGAAGCUUUUUUGAGUCCAGAGCUGCGUGUGUUUCUAGAACAGCUCUCAGAAUCAGAAAUAAAAAGUUUAAAAUUUGAACUGAGUAAACAUAUACAAUAUUACCUUGUAGAAAAACUUGCAAAAGCAGGAUAUGUCACCAAGGAAGACUUGACAAAAAUCUACCAAAAUCUCUAUUUGAUGAAUGACAAAGCAAAACUGAAGGCGCAAAAUGUUUUUCAGGAAAAAUAUUCGGGACCUAUAAAAGAAGUUAUGGUUUUUAUAAAUAAUUUUAAAAAUUAUUUCAUUGAUAAACAUUUAGAAAUGAAGCUAAGAUCAUUUUUAAAUGAAAUUCUCCAGAGCUAUUUAGUGCAAGACUAUUCAGAGAACAGUUUAGUUACUGAGGCAGAAUCUACGCCAACAAUACACUCAAAUGUAUCUUCCAUAAAAAAUGACAGCGCCCCCAAAACAUCUCGUGAAUUAGAACAAGAUAUUUCAAAGGACAACUAUGGUAGAAGGCUUGAUGUAAACAUGAAAUAUCCUUUAGACAAAUCCCUACAAAAUUAUCUGAUGACUUUAUCAGAAACUGAAUUAUUAAUUCUAAAAGAGAAUUUAAGCAAACAUCUCCAGAGCAUUUUUAUAGAAAAACUUUUGAAAUCAGGAUUAAUGACAGAGAAGCAAUUAAAAAGAAUCAACCAGCAUAGAAAUUUGCUUGAUUCCAGUUCUAGCCCAUCAAGAUAUAUAAAAACAGAUUUAUCUUUUAGAAGUGAGAAGGACUUGAUGGAGAAGCAUUCAGGAAAGCUAAAUAAAUUUUCAAAACCUGAUCAAAGCACCACUUUAAGAAAUACUACUGAGGAUGAGCUUAUAGAAACAGAAUUUAUUAGGAAGGUAGGAAGAAAACAUUGUUCCUCACACAAUUCAAAAGAAAAUGCAUCAAUACUUUGGCAACAGAAAGAUGAUUACCCUAGGGACAGAUCUAAAACAGUAAGUUUAAUACAAACCCAGCCUUAUCCCAACAUUUUCCAGGCAGUUCCAUUAAAUAAAUCAUCAGAAAGACUUACAAAAAUAUUGCUGAAGAAACACACAAAAGAGUACGGUUUCAUGCAACCUCAGGCAGAAAUCUCUAUGUAUAAAACAGAGACUCAAGACUCGUAUAGUAGGGCUGGUAAAUCAGAAACAAUGUCGUCAAAAGCUUACUUUCAAGCAACCCUGAAAGGAACUCCUGUUGAAAGAAAGGAAUAUGUUAACACUUACACUUGGGCUCUUCAAAGAAACCAUGAGGCAAUAUUGUCACCAUUUCCAAGAAUUCCUUGUUGCCCUAUGCCUAGGGACAAUGAAGCUUACUUAAAUAGAGCUCCGUUCCCUUUAGGCCGGGCUCACACGUCAGCUCAUUGCAGUUGUGAGACUAAGGAGCAAGAAAUAUCUGGCCAGUAUUUCCCGACACCGAAGGCAAGUAAUAACAACAACAAAAAGCACCUAGUAACGUUUGGGCAGUACCAGGAGGACAUACAAGCUCUGUAUAUGAACCAAAGUGAAAUUUGCAAUGAAAAUUGGGUCAUAUUCCCUAAAUCGCAAUCAUUUAAGUAUAAAGAAGAGAAAAACUCUAAAUCGUUCUUCUUCCCAGAGGUGCUAAAGAGAGAAAACGUAAAACCCAAGGUUCAAAAAGAAAGAAAAUAUGCUGGUAAAUUUAAAAAGUCAUCUAACUACAUAGGUAGGAUAUUACCAACCACACUGCCCACCCCAACCAUCCAUCCAAGGAAAUCCUUCCCGAGGACCUCACUUCACUGGACAGCAAGAACAACUGUACACGACUGCUUGGAUAAGUGCGAGGAUGGAUACAUGACCCCCGUGAAGCAUCCUACAAGAACAAAAUCAAGAGCGAAGCUGGCGAGGAAGCACUCGGACAGCAGCCGCAGUCGGAGCAAGCAGGCCGCGCGGCCGUCCACGGCGCCCGAGCCCAACAAGCGAGAGAGCUGCUGCGCCACGUGCCCAAGUCCGCGAAGGGUUUCCGCGGGCUUAAUUCACACAAACGAUACAAUUCUAGAGCAUGCCGUGCUUAAAAUGUGGCCUCCCCAAAUUAAAAGAAGAUUUUGA
Octodon degus (degu) is the source of this 5277-nucleotide messenger RNA. It is a transcript of the gene Catspert, whose product is annotated as C2 calcium dependent domain containing 6. The transcript has 17 exons. Gene Ontology annotation, cellular component: ribosome. The record is from RefSeq and is a predicted model, not a curated record. The coding region runs from base 1 to 5277 and encodes 1758 amino acids. Lineage: Eukaryota; Metazoa; Chordata; Mammalia; Rodentia; Octodontidae. Gene Ontology annotation, biological process: translation. Gene Ontology annotation, molecular function: rRNA binding; structural constituent of ribosome.